Molecule: messenger RNA, 4197 nt
Organism: Nomia melanderi (Alkali bee)
Lineage: Eukaryota; Metazoa; Arthropoda; Insecta; Hymenoptera; Halictidae
Source: RefSeq, a predicted model, not a curated record
ACCAAGUAAGUGUUUUUAUACUAACGAGGAAGUGUUGCAAAAAGUGUCCUGCAAACGAUGAAUAGACGAAGUGACGCGCGGUGGGAAUCGUCGUCGCGUGCUUUGUUAAAAAGUGUGGAUGUCAGCCGCCUAAAUAAGAAAAACAAUAUGGCUGCCAGAGGGGGAAGUUCGGCGUCUUGCGAGGAUGGCCUUGAAGUCUCCGACGAUGAGAAGAAGCCUGCAGGACAUAGAGCGAAAGACGCAGGGCAGAGGCCGACCUGCAAGCUCGACGCCAACGACCGGUUGAACUUGAAGGACAUCUUGUCGUCCUUCAAUGGGCCGGUCAGCCAAGAACAAGCAUGGGCCUUGUGUUAUCAGACGGCGAAGAGUUUGUCACGUUUGCCGGACAAGAAUUUCUACGAGAUCACGGAACUGUCGCAGCUCGUCCUUCACAAGGAUGGAGACGUAUGGCUCGGCGAUCUAAUCGGUAAGAUUACUCGAUGCUUAUCGCUCUAGCAACAUUUUCUCCACUCUACCGCAAUGUUCUCGGUAGGCAUGAUGAUCUUUAAAGCGCUUGAUUUCGGCCUAGACGAACAGGAAGAGAGGCUCUUAUCGCCGGAUCUAGAAGGCCUUAUAACGUUAAUGACUAAUUCGAACGAAGGGGGGUCAGAGGAGCGUCCGCAAGAAACGGAUGACGAAGGUAUUGAGCGUGAUUCUAGUGACGCUGAUGUAGAUGAAUGCUUGUCACAAAAAAGUAAUGAUACCUACGAACAGCGGCCGUCAAUAUAUUCAUUAAGAAAUGUAAUGCAAUUAUGUGCCAGGCAUAUGCAGACUAAUGUCGAGUCUGCCGAAGCUCAUUACAAAGCUGUAAUCCGGGCAUUUGUAGCGGAGGCUCUGGAACUGUCUCAGUUUUUGGACACAGUGGCGGCGGGGAAACUGAAACCGAGCGAAAGAGAUACCGCUAGCAACGAUGGCAAUAGGAUGAACUCGAUGUCCGUCCAGAACAUUGACACAUUAGAUUUCAUUGAUUGGACUGACAUUAGGAUUUGGAGGGCUAUACAAGCACGGUUUUGGGUACAAGUGAUCCAAGAGUUGAGGAAAGGAGUGAAAUUGAAAAAGGUAGAGGCCAACUUGGGUUCAAAGAGCACAACACGUGGGCACGGUAAGCGGGCGGAGUUUGAGUUAACGCCGUAUGAGAUAUUGAUGGAUGAUAUUCGAAAGAGAAGGUACCAUCUGAGGAAGACGCCUUCGCCGUCGCCGCAUUUGCAAAAAGACGCUCACGCGGUUAUUCUAGAAUUUAUUAGAAGUAGACCCCCAUUAAAAAAGGCCUCUGAAAGACAACUACCACCGUUGCGCAAGGAAUGGACCCUGCGAGAGUUACUCAUGGAGAGCAUAAAAAAGCCGCCAAAUUUAAGACCGUCCCGAAAUAGAUACAACCGUUGUAAAUAUUGUUAGAGGGCAAGGAGAGAGAUGAAGUUAAUGAUCGUAGGCGGCGAGUCCCGCAUGAUAGUCUUGGGUGAGGUUCCACCGUCGCAGCCGGAGCAGGAACAAGAACCAGCGCAGGAUGUGGCGGCUCAGUGGCAAGCGGAGAACCCUUCGACUAGUGGUUCUUCGUCAACGGCAACGGCCAACGCAACCGGGACCACUAACGUGCCGGCUACCGCGAGCCGAAGUAGAACGAAUGUACCGCCGGUACCGCAGCCGAGACAGAGAGUCGGCAAACCUGAGAUUAGGGUACCGGGAAACAGGAAUCGUAAGUCGCGUAGAAGGCGCAUUACGGUCCCAGAUCAAACCCAAAGUAGUGCAGACAAAGGAAACGAAUCAACCGCAGUACCAAAACCUCCAAGAAGGGAUCUUGACGGUUCAAAUCCUACAACAAAUAGGCGAAAAGUAAUACCUGUGGAUUUCGAUUUGAAGCUCGAUGCAGAGGAUGAUGACGAUGACGAAGAUUACAAUGAAGAAUUUGCUGUUACGAGAUUUGAGGAAGAAGACGAAGCAACGAAUUACUGGCAACUUAAAGAGGACUACUCAUUCGCGGACAGACGUAGCACGUGUAACAGGCAUAAAGAUCAUAGACAUGAUGAUGAUGAGGUAGAUUCUGCAAAUCCCUGGCGAAAAACUGGUGGACUUCGUUUGACAAGGAAUGAGUAUCACCGGUUUUGUGAUGCUCAACUAGAAUCUUACGAUCUUGCGACUCAAUGCCCGUCUAGAAGAGCAUCAGCCAAGAAACAUGCAGCUAGACGCAGUAUAGCUCUGACAGCGUUGACUGGCACCGCAUCUCUUCCUCAUUCAAGACCUCAGAGUCGUCAGCACAUAGGCGUGACAGAGUCAACGUUGAGCCAGGGGCCGAGUCCUAAUAUUAGCCUGAACCCUAGUCCUAGUUUAAGUCCUCAACCAAGAGCAAGACAACCCCGUCGUUCUCAAACGAUUGCCGAGGGUUCAACAAAAGACUCUGAAGAUCAAAAUGAAGACUGGCAAGAUGAUAAAGGACAGAAACCUACGUUAGGUGACAUGUUCCUGGAUGAAAGGCUUUCUUUAACUCUUGAGGAGAUUGUGCAUAUUCGUAGUGUACUUACCAAAGCCGAAUUAGAAUCUCUACCAGUAGAAGGUCGCGUAAAAGAAGAUGUGGAGAAACGACGUGUCUGUUUCCUUUGCCUAAAGACUAGAUUCGGACUGCUAGGUCCUUGGGGACAACGUUGUCGUUUGUGUGAAAGGACAGUGUGCGUGAAGUGUUACUCCAAAAUGCGAAUUCCCACAGAACACUUUGCACAUGUACCGGUGGUGUUAUUAUCGCCUGGUCUUCUUCUCUCCCCUUCAUCUUCUGAACCAGACACCAGCAAAAGUUCUUGGCUUAGAGGUAACGGAGCAGCUGGAUCUGCGCCGGCAUCGCCAGCCUCUAGACGCAAAGAUUCAUCACUGAAAAGCGUGACACCUUCAUCGACUCCAACUACGACACCUGUUUUGAUACUCACACCAACCUCGACACCACCUUCUCACACCCGUAAAGAAACUGAUCAUCUGGAUAAAAGAAGUUACAAAAGCAGCGGCAGUCCAGCGAACGUGCCAUCUCCAAAGGCGUUCUCUGGUUUCGGUAGUCAAAGCUCAGAGCAACGAUUGAUCGCUGAACGAUUACGGGGCGUUUCCAUGGUCGUCUGUCACGACUGUCGCAUAAUGGUGAUACAGAUAAUUAAGAGUUCGAGAAUAACAAGGGCUACGUUACGCAACAAUGUCAUCUCGCGACUUACUUUGAACCUUUCACCAGCUUACGUUUGAACCUCCGCCCUCUGACAUUGGAUGUCCGAUUUAUCAGGUGUCGAAUGGAAAACAGACGCGUCUUCUUGUUCACAAUCCUGAUAAGUAAAUAACACGCUACUGUGCCAGUAACUGAGGCACGUAGAUUUAGAUUCUUUCUCCUUGUACCAAUGUCUUCUUGUUCUCUCUGUAAGGCUAAUCUUCUGCGAGUGGUUGCCAGACUCUCUUCGGAACAACGAGUGUCUCAGUUGGUACACAAGAGUUCAGACGUUAUUAUGUUGGUUUGAAAAUUCAGUAUGGGUGGCGAAGGAUUUACAUAGAAUUUCUUUAGUGUGAUAUUCUGAAGCUACUUUGUUCUUUCUGUGCAGUUACCUAUAGCAACAAUUCAGAAAGGAAUACUUCCAAUUAUCUUUUCUUCUAUUUUUCUUUUUCAUUAGAAAUUAGCACUGGAUCAUUAGGUACAGCGAUGUUUGUUAUCAUUUCGAAAAGAAACAGUUUCUGAAAAUUCUCGUUGAAAAAAAAAUGAGGAUGGAAGUGCAGUAUAUAAACACAAGAUAGAUCUAAAUUGUUUCGGUAAAGUAUGGUGUGGUCUAAGACGUAAGGAAUCUAGUACGAGAAACCGGUAUACUGUGGCGUCUAAUAUAGUCUACGUACCUACAUUCAGGCUUAUAUCUAAGUAGUUAUCGUUAAUGCAUGCAAAUUUAAAAUGAAAAAAUGAAUAUAAUUAUAGAGUCGAAUAUUUCAUUAUGGCGGCUAAGAUUCCAUUUUUGGUUCGCGAUGAUGGUGAACUAUUUUUGCUUCCCAAGUCAAUGAUAAUUACUAUAAUAAUUAAUCUUAACGAUAUAAAGAGAAAGAGAUACAAAAUGCUAUGUGCGUUCUCAGUUCAUAAACACUGGGAAUCCGUUUAAUCCGGGCGAGUCGUUUCGGGCACGGAUAUUAUGUGAAUUUCGCCCCCUACAUUGUUGU